Molecule: messenger RNA, 2814 nt
Organism: Desarmillaria tabescens
Lineage: Eukaryota; Fungi; Basidiomycota; Agaricomycetes; Agaricales; Physalacriaceae
Product: chitin synthase
Exons: 19
Coding region: 1-2814 (937 amino acids)
Cellular component (GO): cell periphery; cell septum
Molecular function (GO): chitin synthase activity
Source: RefSeq, a predicted model, not a curated record
AUGUACGCGCCUUUGGAAUCAACAUCGUCAUUCCAGCGAUACCAACCAGGUCAAGCAUUGGCUCCCAUUCUGACCGGAGAGACCCUGAAUAUAGAUGACAUCCGGUCGUCGCCCCACUCCUCCUCGGAUCCAUUUUCCGGAUCUCCUUCACACUACGCGGGGCAACCCAGCUACUAUGCUGACCAAGACUAUGUGCCGCCAUUCACAGAUACCUACUCUGGGUCUUUCGCUGCGGGCACGGGCGCAGACCGCUAUGAUGGCGCAACAUACGCUUCUGGAUACCUCUCCCGUGCUUCCUACGUGCCACCCCGUUCUCGGUCACCGACUCCUGCUGUCGAUGAUGAAGACUACCAUAUUGUCGGUGACGAGAGUUAUCACUAUACGGGAGAAUCCCAAGACCCAGAGAAAGGGGAGUACAUCGAUGCAUACCAUGGGCAGCCCGAUUAUCCGGCAGAGUAUGAUAGCCGCUACCCAGUCCAAAUGUCGAAGCAGGAAUCAAUAUACUCUGCAGCCAGCGAGUCCGACGUAACACCCGUGGAAACGCGCCAUUUCGGUACUGCACCCAAAGGUCGCACGGAGCGCCGGCAUCUGAAAAGGACUGUUGCUUUGAAGAAUGGUCAUCUUGUCACAGAUCUCCCGAUUCCACCUAAGCUUGUUCUACCAUGGCGAGGAUCCCCAGAAACGUUAUUUACCCGGUAUUCCGCAGUGACUUGUGACCCGGACGACUUUUCGCGGAGUGGAUACAGUCUACGGCAGUUUGAAUUGAAACGGACUACAGAAAUCUUUAUUGUUAUAACAAUGUACAAUGAAGAUGAGGUUCUGUUCUGCAGAACGUUGUACGGAGUCAUGCGGAAUAUAUCUCAGCUGUGUGCGCGGAAAAAUUCGAAGACGUGGGGACGUAAUGGAUGGCAGAAGGUCGUUGUUUGCAUUGUUGCCGACGGCCGAAAGAAAAUUCAUCCUAGAGUGUUGGAUUGCCUCACGCUACUAGGUGUUUACCAAGAAGUUCCAAAGGAGAUCACGGGCUUGAGAAAGGGCUUCAAUGUCGAUAUGGUCUCCGCUCAUCUUUAUGAAUACACAACAUCUUUUGGCCUGGACCCCAAUCUGCAUUUCAAGUAUCCCGACAAAGGGAUUGUCCCUACUCAAAUCAUAUUCUGUAUGAAAGAGAAGAAUCAGAAGAAGAUCAAUAGUCAUAGGUGGUUCUUCAAUGCAUUCGCUCCUCUGCUACAACCCAAAGUAUGCGUACUGCUGGACGUGGGAACAUGCCCUGGAAGUAACAGCAUUUAUCGCCUGUGGAAGACGUUCGAUCUCAAUUCCAACGUUGGCGGGGCCUGCGGUGAAAUCGCCGCCUUUAAAGGGAAGCGAUGGUCGCUUCUGCUCAAUCCGUUAGUUGCUGCCCAGAACUUUGAAUACAAAAAUAGUUCAAUAUUGGACAAACCAACGGAAUCCAUGUUCGGAUAUAUUAGCGUCCUGCCUGGCGCGUUUUCUGCGUAUCGAUAUUUUGCUCUGCAAAACGAAAACGGUGUAGGACCGCUGGCUUCGUACUUUAAGGGAGAAGUGUUACAUGGCCGUGAUACAGAUAUCUUCACCUCUAACAUGUACCUUGCCGAAGACCGUAUACUCUGCUUUGAGCUCGUAGCGAAGGCGAAAUCAAAUUGGGUUCUACGAUAUGUCAAGGGUGCUAUUGGAGAGACGGAUGUACCCGAUGCUCUUCCUGAAUUCAUGAGUCAACGUCGUCGAUGGCUCAAUGGGUCGUUCUUUGCUGCAACAUAUGCUAUCGCCCAUACCCCGCAAAUCUGGCGUUCCGGACACAGCCUUUCACGGAAAAUAUGUCUGACGAUCGAGACGAUGUAUAACAUCAUGAAUUUAACGUUCUCGUGGUUCAGCAUUGGAAACUUUUACUUGUUCUUUGUUGUUCUGACGUCCUCUCUAGAAGACAGUGCAUUUGGAAUAUCUGGAAUCAAAUAUCUUAAUUGGUUUGCUCAGGCGAGUCUUGUUAAUUUGUUUUUGCUGUUUAAUGCCAAUGUCAUGCAGUAUUUUUUGGCGUCCAUCAUAAUAUCACUAUUCUUCAUGUCUAUGAGCAUUAAACCCCAAACGGCAAAAUGGAAAUACAAGUCCUUGUCGAUUGCUCUUUGCGUCUGCAUGAUAUACAUGCUUACUGCAUCUGUUGUUUGCGCGCUAAAAGCAUACUCACAAGGAGGUAGCGCGAACACCAUCAUGCUCUUUAGUGUGAUUAUCACCUUCGGCAUCUAUUUUAUCAGUAGCGUGAUAGCACUGGAUCCGUCGCAUAUGCUGACAAGUUUCCUGCAAUAUAUGCUGCUUUCUCCGACAUUCAUCAAUAUUCUCAAUAUUUAUGCAUUCUCAAAUCUGGACGACAUUUCCUGGGGAACCAAACAAGACGCCGAGGUUGAGCCGGAAGGGAUGGUGGUGCGGCCCACUGCCUCCCAAGUGGACCUCGAUUUCUAUACGGAAGCCUCAACAAAUGAGUUGUAUGAGGAGGCUAUAGCGAAUCUCAAGAAUCGGACUCCGGUCGCAAAACCUAAAUCUACGUCGCUGUCUGAAUAUGAAAAGGCACAAGCAGCUAAAGAAUACUAUGCAAGUAUACGUACCAAUGUUGUGCUUACUUGGGUUUUGACAAAUGGUAUUCUGCUGGCACUGAUAUUAGGAAGCGGCAGCAAUACUACCACCACUUUUAGUGAGGGAUACACCCGUGCGAAGACAUACCUGACCUUCAUCCUUGUUUUCACUACGCUCGCCAACUCUAUUCGCUUUAUUGCAUCUACGAUAUACCUUCUUAUGACCCUCAUAACGGGGUAG